CUGAGGCACUGCACAGGAUGUCUCAGCACAAAGCUGCCCUGAUCCACACCAAGGUGGUGACGGGCAGCUGGUGCUGUGUGCUGCCCCGCUGUGAGGAUGUGUCGGAGGAGCUGAGCGAGGAGGAGUGCAGCAUUGCCCGGAGGGCACAGCGCGUGGCACUGGAGGUGCUAGAGGAUGCACUACGCAAGGACCGUGUGCUGAUGAGGAACCUGAAGGAUGUGGUAGUGCUGACUGGGGAGGGAGGAGAAGGCUGGGUGGAGCGUUACGCCAUGCUGACUGAGCGGCUGCUGCGGAGCCUCGUUGCACAGCUCCAGCAGGCAGCCUUCCUCAAGAACCCGCGCAAGGCGGGCUCCUAUGCCUACGUCAAGAAGAAUGCAUGGGACCGCACCAUCUACCUGUGCCCGCUCUUCUGGCAGGCACCCAGUGAGCUGCAGAAGGACUCGCAGCCUGGCACACUGAUCCAUGAGGCUUCGCACUUCCUGGGCCUGCAUGACAUCACUUAUGCCACAGCCAGCUUCAGGGCGGGCAGUGGUGGCACAGCCAUCUGCACAGACGGGCACAUGCCCCUCUCCGAGACCCUGCGGAAGGCGCUGCUCAACGCCAACAGCAUCGAGUAUGAGUUCGAGAUCGUGCUGAGGCACCGGCAGCCCUAUCAGGGUGGCUGCUAUGCCUGCUGCGGGGAGACGGCACGUAACUCUGUCUGCGAGAAUGCACUGCCCUGGGGUGGGCCGGCCUGUGGGCCCCAGAGCACGGCUGCCAGCACUAUCGGGGACAUGGUGCAGCUGGCUGUGCUGCCCACCCGGGAUGCCAUGCGGAGAUGCCUGUGGGACAUGCGAGGAGUGGCAGAAGCCCUGAGCCAGUGCCAGCGGGCUGUGCUGGUGGCCAACAUCACCGGCGGGGUGGUGAGUGUGGCAGGGGGGGUGGCAGCCAUGGCCGGGCUGCUGCUGGCCCCUGCUGCGUUGGGUAAUGCGCUGCUGUUGGCGGCUGUGGGUUUUGGCGUCACCAUGGCUGGGAGCAUCGCCAGCACUGCCGCCACCAUUAGCAGCAGCGUGGGCUGCCUGGUGAGGAAAGGCAAGGCUGAGAUGCUGCUGGAGAAGUUUGCUGCACAGGCACAGGUGUUCACGGGCUGCCAGGAGGCUGUGGAGAGGGCACGGAUGCUGCUGGAGGCUCUGGGGCAGGAGGAGAACCUGGAUGUCAUCCUGGGGGUGUUCCGGGUGGUAGUGGGGCUUGGGCGCAGCAUCUUCAAUGGCAGUAGAGCUCUCAGAGUCAGCACAGUGCUGGCAGGGGCUGGCAAUGCCACCAUCCUUGCCGGGACAGCCUCCUAUGUUCUGCUCGGCCUCUGCCUAGCCCUGGACAUAUUCUUCAUCACCAAGGACUCAGCACACCUGCACCGUGGCACAUGCUUGGAGCUGGAGGGGAGAAUCCAUGCAGCCACAGCCAUGCUGGAAAGGGAGUUUGGUGCCAUUGAUGAGUUCUGUGAGAAAAUCAGGCUGAUCCUGGAGGAGCAGGAGUGAAGGCUGGCACAGGGCUGAAUCCCACACCUGGUGCUCCUGCCCAACUGCUGGAGACGAUGGGAGCCCUCCAGCAGCUUUGAGUGUGCACAGAUUUCCAAUAAAGCUAUUGUGCUU
Centrocercus urophasianus (Greater sage-grouse) is the source of this 1628-nucleotide messenger RNA. RefSeq lists its product as uncharacterized. NCBI's taxonomy places the organism in Eukaryota, Metazoa, Chordata, Aves, Galliformes, Phasianidae. Bases 18 to 1514 code for a protein of 498 amino acids. Gene Ontology annotation, molecular function: metalloendopeptidase activity; lipid binding. Gene Ontology annotation, cellular component: extracellular region; membrane. The record is from RefSeq and is a predicted model, not a curated record. Gene Ontology annotation, biological process: lipid transport; lipoprotein metabolic process. The transcript is spliced from 3 exons.